Cylas formicarius (sweet potato weevil) is the source of this 2556-nucleotide messenger RNA. RefSeq names its product chorion peroxidase-like. Gene Ontology annotation, molecular function: heme binding; peroxidase activity. The coding region runs from base 359 to 2503 and encodes 714 amino acids. The record is from RefSeq and is a predicted model, not a curated record. Gene Ontology annotation, biological process: response to oxidative stress. The transcript is spliced from 7 exons. Lineage: Eukaryota; Metazoa; Arthropoda; Insecta; Coleoptera; Brentidae.
UGUAACCUAAGGCAAUUAAUUUAAGUCUAAAUAAAUAAAUACAUCUAAAAAUCCAAAUUAUAUUAUUGCAAUGCGUGGAUACCAAGAAAACGUAGAAGACGAAACGGACCAUUAAAUACUAUACGGACAUUCAAACAUUCGGUGGCUAUAGCUGCAUGUUGCUCAAGUUAAACGCACCUAGAUACCAACAUGACACGCGCCACUUGUGACUAUUCAGCUCAUUAGAGAGACCGUUUCAUUUUUUUUUUGUUUCAAUGAUUUUAUCUGGAUGAGAUUAGAAAUUUGCAAUAUAUAAGGCCAGUUUUCGGCUACCAUUUCUAAGUUUAGUCGACGACACAUUUGGAGAAAUAAAGCAAUCAUGAGGAGGUUUAGCGGCCCCUUAGUCUGGGCGCUCAGUAUCCUUUCCAUUAUAAACCUGACCAUUGCUCAGGGCAAGAGCAGUCUUAUAAGUGACGAUCUCCUCAAGGAUGCGAUUUCCAAAGCCAAAGAAACUCAUUUAGAAAGGAUGAAAAUGCAGUAUCGUGUUUGGGCAGCAGGUGGUGGUCUUGAUCCAAAAUCGCAUCAGGCGACGGCCGCAGCUUUUGGAAAAGCGAAUAAACACGCAAUUCGUUGGGCAAACACGUCGCUACUUUACGAGUUGGCUUCAAAGGAGAUAUUAAACGCCUUGGGGCACACAAAAAGACCGGAAAUUUUAUCUGAACUAAAAAAUAUAGACGUGUCUGAUCUGCUUCCCGCUACCAAAUACGCAACAGACACAAACUGUAGCGACUCAGGGCCAUGCGAUGCAACUUCGCCAUAUAGAACCCUCACCGGAUACUGUAACAAUUUGGCCCAACCUGACUUGGGAACUAGUUUGUCUAACUUUAGACGACUAUUAUCUAGUGCUUACGACGACGGCAUUUCGGCGCCGAGGAUAACGGCAGCUAGUGGCAAUCCACUACCAAAUCCCAGAUCAAUUUCUACAACUGUCCACCCGGAUGUUUCUCAUUUGAGUAACAAUUAUACGAUGUUGAUUAUGCAGUUUGCUCAGUUUUUGGACCACGAUAUUACCUUAACACCCCUGAAUCAAGGAUUUCAGGAAUCUAUCCCAUCCUGUAGACCCUGCGACAGUAAGCAAACCGUGCAUCCUGAAUGUAACCCGUUCCAAAUACCUCCAGAUGAUGACUUUUUCCCUCAAUUCAAUAGUACCACUGGCGAACAAGCAUGCUUUCCGUCUAUGAGAACUUUACAGGGGCAAAGUACACUCGGCUCUAGGGAACAAGUCAAUCAAAAUACUCCGUAUUUGGAUGGAUCAGUGAUAUACGGCGAGAAUAACUGCGUACUUCAAAUGGUUAAAGGAGAGAAUGGAAGAUUAAACGCGUCAGAUCUCGGUGAUGGAUCGAAAGAUUAUUUGCCCAGAACUACUACUAACGUGGAAUGCAAAUCUGCAUCAGGAUUAUGUUUCUAUGGCGGAGAUGGUAGGGCUUCGGAACAGGCAGGUUUGUCGAUGAUGCACACGAUUUUCUUGAGAGAACACAAUAGAAUAAAUGAUGCCUUGCAAACGUUAAACCCAUCCUGGAGCGCAGAUAAGCGAUUUAAUGAAACCAGAAGGAUAGUUGUUGCCAUUCUACAGCACAUCACUUACAACGAAUUUUUACCGAGGAUUUUGGGUGACGGUCAGUUGGACGAUUAUGGACUUAGACUAUUAGAUGACGGAUUCUACGUGAAUUAUGAUCCGAAUUGUAGUCCGGACACAUAUACUGAGUUUGCCGCAGCUGCCUAUAGAAUUGGUCACUCGCUUCUACGAGCUCGAGUUCCAAUGUUAGACAACAAUUUCACAAAUGUGGAUCCUCCACUUUUAUUAAGAGAUUCGUUCUUCCAAACCGACCGACUGUUCGCUCCGAAUAUAAUCGAUGAUAUAGCCCGUGGUAUCAGUUCGACGCCAAUGGAAGAUCUAGAUCGAUUUGUUACGAACGAAGUUACAAAUCAUUUGUUUGAAAAUACAAGAGUAAACUUCACUGGUGUCGACUUAGUUGCUUUAAAUAUUCAGAGGGCCAGGGAUCACGGUAUUCCUCCCUACAACGACUAUCGCGCAUACUGUCUUAACUCUCGUGCGGACACCUUCGAUGAUUUAUCAGACACAACGGCUGCGGAUGCCAUAGAGCAAUUACAACAAGCUUAUGAGAGUGUGGACGACAUCGAUCUCUUCCCUGGUGGAUUGACCGAAAAUCAGUUACCUGGUGGUCUGGUUGGGCCCACUUUUGGUUGCAUUAUUGGUCUUCAAUUUGCUCGCUUAAAACAAUGCGAUCGAUUUUGGUACGAAACCCAAGAUCGUACGGUAGGAUUUUCGGAGCAACAACUGGCUGAGAUAAGAAAAAUUACAUUUUCCAAAUUGAUAUGUGAUAAUAUUGAUGGUAAUAACAACAUACACGCCAUUGCUUUCAAUAUACCGUCGGAUUCAUCAAAUCCAAGAGUGCCGUGUGAUUCACUUCCAGCACCGGAUCUUACGGCUUGGCAAGAAUAGUUGCUUGUUUUGUAAUUAUUGAUUUUGCACUGAUAUUUUUCAAUAAACUCUCA